Molecule: messenger RNA, 2154 nt
Organism: Mytilus californianus (California mussel)
Lineage: Eukaryota; Metazoa; Mollusca; Bivalvia; Mytilida; Mytilidae
Product: RNA-binding protein 42-like
Exons: 5
Coding region: 125-1474 (449 amino acids)
Molecular function (GO): mRNA binding
Source: RefSeq, a predicted model, not a curated record
AGAGAGUUUUAAUGGGUCUAUAUAUAUAUAUUAUAUAUUUAGACAAACAUUGACAUCGAACCAACGAAAAAACGUUUAUUUGUGAAAAUAUAUUUUGUUGAUUUUCGACAGAACAAAAGACAAAAUGGCAAUGAUAACAGACCAGAGAUUGAAAGAAAUGGAAGAGGAAAUGAGUCGAUUUGAACAAGAAAUAUUGACUCCAAAAGGUCAGGGUUCGAAACCACAUCCUAUGAUAAUAGGAUCAAGAACUUUCACCAAUGUUCAAGCCAGGAUAUCAGCAGAUCCCCCUUCUGUUGGCCAACCUCCUCCUCCACCCUUGAGAAAGCCCAGUGGACCACCUACAGCUCCACCAGGGAGUAAGCCUGCAGGACCACCAUCAGUAUCCUUACCAGCUUCAGUGUUGGCAGCUCCCCCACCACCACCUCCUGCCUUACUACCAAAACCAAAGGAUAAAUCAGACAUGCCUCCAUUAGCCCCUCCUCCUCCCCCUCCACCAGCAAUCAGACCUGCAUUUGUUCCCCAUCAAGUCAGACACCGACCUCCUCCACCAAGGCUACCGCCACACAGGUUUGGACCACCUGGGCCAGGACCAUAUUAUGGACCUCCAGGAGGACCUGGACCUCAUGGUUUCCCAGGACCCCAUGGACCUGGACCCUAUGGCCCUGGACCACAUGGACCAGGUCCUGGGCCCAUGCCUCCUUAUAGAGGACCUGGACCAAUGGGUGGACCAGCCCCUCCAGGUCCAAUUGGACCAGGCUAUGGAUUCAGUGAUGGUGUUCAGCAUAUGAUGGCCAAUGAAGGCAGUGGUAAUAGUAUCAGUAGUGGACCUACAGUACCACUUAAGGAUGAAAAACCUAAAAUGGUUAUUUCAGCAGGUCCAGUUAUAAAUAAGCCAAAGUCAGAAAAAAGGAAAAAAAAAGACAAGAAAGCAAAACUGUUGGAGACGACAGUUACAGAAACAACCACAACAGUUACACCUGCAGAAACAGGGCCCAAAGUUGUAGCUGGUCCAACAUUACCUGUAGAAUUUCAGGCGGAAGAAGCUAUUUCUAUGGAAACAGAAGUGGAAGAUAGUGGUAAAAAGAAGAAAGACAAAAAGAAAAAGUUUAUAAGAACAGCUGCAGGACAGAUAUGGGAAGAUCCAAGUUUAGAGGAAUGGGAUCCAGAUGAUUUUCGUAUGUUUUGUGGAGAUUUAGGAAAUGAAGUAACAGAUGAAUGUUUGGCUAGAGCGUUCAGUAAAUAUCCUACAUUUGUCAAGGCUAGGGUGUUACGAGACAAAAGAACAAAUAAAACAAAAGGUUAUGGAUUUGUCAGUUUCAGGGAUCCCCAAGAUUUUGCCAGAGCAAUGAGAGAAAUGAAUGGAAAAUACGUUGGAAAUAGACCUAUCAAGCUCAGAAAAAGUAACUGGAAAGAUAGAAAUAUAGACAUUGUACGAAAAAAGGAAAAGGAAAAGAAACGUUUGGGACUUAAAUAGCAUCAUAUGUAUUGUCAUCUUUUAACACUGGACACAGACUUAAAAAGCAUCAAUUGUAUUGUCAUCUUUUAAAACUUUACUCUGGUCAGAAAAAAUAUCAAUGUUUUGUAAUUAAUCAUUCAUUAACUUCAUGGCAGAAUGUAAGGGGAAUGAAAGUAGUAAUGAUAUUGUAACAAGACAAAUAGGUAACAUGUGAGACCUUAUGUUUGUUUAUGCAACCAGGUAUUUUACUUAAGUAAAGAAUAGAUUCUAUUUGGUUUGAUGAUUUCUGCCCCAUUACAUGAUCCCCUUUACUUUUAAUGUGAUGUAAAGGACUAAAUUAACAAUUUUACUUUUGUGUCAUGCAUCUGGACAAAAAGAGUUAUACAAUGAUACUUCUGUGAUUUGCAUGGUGAGCUCACUGGAUUUUCUUCCAUACUGUACCAUUUAUGCAAGAUAACCUAAAUUCAUGGUGAAGAAAUAUAAACAAUAUUAUAAAAUCUUAUCGUUAGUGCAUCAGUGACAAUGCACUGAUUAAUAGGCUUAAAUGCUAAUCUGACAUUGCUAUAUAUAAAUAUUGAUGACUUUAAUAAUGCUAUUUUCUUAACCGUCCAUUGCAUUACAUUGUUUUCAAGGAACAUGUUGUUCUUUCGAAGGAGAAAUUAGAUGGAAGGGUAAAAAUAAAUUAGCUUUAUUCUGAA